GAGGCGCGACUUUUGAACGCUAGCAUCGCUCCGAAUACCAAUCUGAAUCCAAAACCAAAACCGUAUAGAAAACCAACGGACCCGGUCGUGUUACCCAUAGUAUCCGAUAUAUAUCUCACAUUUUUUUUAUUUGUGGUGCCGCAAAGACAAGAAUUUUCAAAAGUGCAUAUCCAUAUAAUCAAUAUCGGAUUGUGUGAAAAAGUCGCUGCGAAAGCGCAUUGUUAUCUGGAUUCGCCAUGAGAUUAGCAUUGAUAUUGGGCACUCUUAGUGCUUUCCUGUGCCUGGCCAGCGGUUUGAGUCAGUCAGAGGCGAGUGGGUCAAAAGGCAAUGGCUUUCCCAAAAAGGUCACCACCCUGAAGAAGCGGCCGACCAAAACGCCAACCACGGCGCCAAUCUCCACCAGCAGAGGAACCACUCUGAAGCCCAGUAAGCCCCGUGUGAAGAUUGCCAAGUCUGCGGCCACCAGAAACCCCACCAAAGCACCAGCUGUUGCCGAGACAUUUGCCAAUCUGCCCGCUGAUGACCUGGAGUUCAUCAAGGAGCUGGACAAGCAGUUCAAGCUCCACGGAGACAAGAUCAAGAUCAAGGUGGAGAGGGACAAUUCCACGGGCAGCGGUGGCAAGAACAGCAAGCGGACCAUCGAGGGCGACUUAGGAUACGGCUACUCGCAUCCUGGCUAUGAUUACACGCCACCCAAGUUCAUGUUCUAUCCGUACUCACAGCACGAUAUCCCCACGGGCUUUGCCCAUCGCCAGCCACUGCCGGAGGAGCAGGAGCCGGAGCCGGAGCAGGCGGAGCCGCAGCAGCCAGCGGUGCAUCACCACAGCCACAACCACGAGCAGGUGACCAGCGUGACUAUCGAGCCCUCGUACUCCUACGAGCUGAAGCCCCAGACGAGCUACGAGACCCAGCCCCAGCACACGGCCCCUGAGCAGCCGCAGAUUGAUCUGCCCCAGGAGGAGGCGGAGGGUGCUUCGCAUGCCUCUGCUGGCUACCAGGAGCCGGUCAUUGUGUUGCGCAUUCCCGGUCCCGCCAAGUACGCCGCCCACUUGCAGACCCUUCUCCAGCAGUAUCUCGAGAUCAGGGCGGCCCAGUACCUCAGUUUGCUCCAGGAGGCAGAGCAGAACCAGCAACAGCAGCACCAGCACCAGCAUCAGCACCAGCAGCAACAUGCGGAUCCCCCGCAGCAAUAUGGGCCACCAGAACCGGCCACGUACCACCAGGAAGUGACCUAUGCCCACCAACUGGCACCAACUCCGGCGCCCGUGCAGUAUGCACCCAUCGACGAUGUCUACCAGAGCUACAAGGGUCGCCACCAGCAGCAGUUGCAGCUGCAGCAGCAACAGUACGAGCCGCAGCAGUACUACGCGCCCAUGGACUACCAGCAGCCCACUCAGUUCUACUAUGCUCAGCCGCAAUCUCAUUUGCAGCAGCAACCUCAGCUCUACCUAAUAGCAAUGACCCAGCCGGAACCGGAAGCGGAACCGCAGCAGCAUCAGCACAUCCACCAACACCAACAGCAACAGCAACAGCAACACCACCAUCAUCAGCAGCAACAUCAGCAGCCAAUCUAUGUGCCAGAAUCUGAUCCACCCACAGCUCCUGGUGUUCCGGAACAGGAACCGGAACCUGAGCACAGCCUGCCCAUCACGGAGAACAACCCGCGACCCACCCACACCAAGGUCAUCUUUAAUCCCUAUCCCUACCAACAGCAACAUGAGCAGCACCAGCAACAGCAGGCUGACGACGAGGAGCAACAUUCAGAGGGUGAAAGGCCGUUCAACUACCAUGCCCACAGUCUAAAGAUGCGCCAGGGAAAGAGGGCGGCCAAGCCGGAGCCAGCGGCUGAGGACGGGGCUUCCGGAUCGGGAUCCGGUGACCAUCGACUGCAGCAGAUCAGGGAGUAUGUGAGGGAGAAGCUGGGCGCUGAAAUGGGUUCGGCCGUGGAGUACAAGACGACGCAGCUGCUCGAGGGUUGAGGUUCUGAUCCAUGUUCGCCGGGGGGAUGGGAGAUUCACUUAAAAUUUAGCCAAUUUCUUGUGUCAAAAUUUAUGACGAGUGAAAAUAGGUCAUCGCAAGUGCCACGAAAAGCGUUAGAAGUCUAAAAUCAUGUCUAAAGGUUAUCUAUAGAAUUGCUGCAUUUCGUAGCAUCCUUAUAGACACCUCCACAAGCGAUUUCAAACCUCUAGAGAGUUCUGUAGGUAAAGAUUUCCCAAGAUUUUGGAGAUCCAAACUAUUAAGAGUAACGUAAAAGUAUGCCCUAUACACAUUUAAAACGUUAAAAGAUAUUCAAUUAAUACUACUUGAAUUACCUUUCAAUAUACUGCUGCAUACUUUUAGGAGCUUGAAACAUGGUUUGCAAAAGUCUAUAGAGAUUUGAAAAAUAUGCCUGCCUUUUGGAACCCGAAAACAAAUCCAGCAAGACAGUAAACUUAAAGUGAGUGCCAUCCCCCCAAUUAACUCGUAUUGUUAACACACUUUGUGGUUGCUUCUUGUGCCUGAUAUCCGUUCAUUAGUAUUUAUUCCAAGCUAGGGGAGUAGGAAGAUCCCGAGGGUGAUCCUCCAGCUCCACCACCACCACCACUCAUUUCAAUCCUGUCCACGAUCCCCAAGCUGCAAGGCCAAGGCAUACUUUUGGGCGAAACUCAUGGGGGAAGCCCAAAGGUGGGCUUACUUUCUCCCCUUUUCUUCGUGGAGAGGUGCGGGACCAGGGGGUUCACUCCACACAUUCGCUUUUCAUUAUUUUGUACGACGUUUUUUUUAUGUUGUUUAUAUGUUGUUAACCAAGAAAAUGUGCUGCUGAUCAUCUGUGCAAUAUUUAGUCUGUAAUUAAACGUGCUUCUUGAAUUUA
This is a messenger RNA of Drosophila subpulchrella, 2851 nucleotides long. Its product is annotated as putative mediator of RNA polymerase II transcription subunit 12. The transcript has 3 exons. The coding region runs from base 237 to 1979 and encodes 580 amino acids. NCBI's taxonomy places the organism in Eukaryota, Metazoa, Arthropoda, Insecta, Diptera, Drosophilidae. The record is from RefSeq and is a predicted model, not a curated record.